Messenger RNA from Caenorhabditis bovis, 1071 nucleotides. The record is from the annotation of a GenBank genome assembly. NCBI's taxonomy places the organism in Eukaryota, Metazoa, Nematoda, Chromadorea, Rhabditida, Rhabditidae.
AUGGAAGGUGAUUCCCCACUAAAUCAUCCUGUUAUACACUUCCUACUAUGUGUUGCUUAUUUAUUCGUGUUUCUUGCCACUAUAAUAGGAAAUUUGAUCAUCCUGGCAGUAUUUUUCUCACAGAAAAAGGUUCGCAGUGUGCCUAAUUUUUUUCUUGCUAAUCUAACGGUAGCUGAUCUGUUCGUGGGAAUAUUUUGCGUUUUACAAAAUGCCGCGCAUUUUGUUCUUCAAGGUCAUGGCAGAUGGCCUUUUGGGAAAGUACUAUGCUAUUCAUAUAUUUACGUUCUUCAUUUCAUUCCAAACGUGUCUGCCGGAAUUCUGGUUUUGGUUUCGUUUGAGCGCCUAAUUGCUGUAGUUCGCCCAUUACGAGUGCGCAGAGCGUUUUCACAAAGAGUUCUUAUAAGCUCUUCAGCGUUUGUAUGGAUAACCAGCGCUGUCAUGAAUACACCAUACGUCUACGCUAGUCAAUUUAUGGAGUUUACAGAUGGAAAUGAAACACUUUCAAUUUGCACCCGUAGACAUGUUGAGAUUGGCGGCUUCAAUUUGCUGAAACUCGUGGCAACUAUUAACUUCGUAGUUUGGUACGCAAUUCCACUCAUUAUUUUGCUUUCAAUAUAUGCAACAAUUGGAAUAGCCGUGAGCAGAGCGGCAUCGAUCACAAAGAAUUCCGCCAACAAGCUUCUUCCGCGAUCAAGCUGGCGUUCUGAUGUUUCAACUGGAGGAGUUUCAGUGGAAAAAAGGAGAAAAGUUGGCCGUUUAGCAGUUGGAAUUGUUGUUGCUUUUGCAUUCUUCUCUCUUCCACGAUAUGUUUAUUUUAUGUGGACAGUUUGGAGAGAUCCAAUGGCUCCGCGAUGUCUUAAUUGUUUGCAAAGCGUUCUACAGCCGAUCAGUUUUCUGUGCCUAUUCUUCAAUGCUGCCAUAGAUCCUUUUUUAUAUGCAUUUUUAUCAACUCGUUUUCGUCAGAGCAUCAAAUCAACUUUUUGCAUUAGAAAAGUAAGGGAGGGAACAAUUGAAGUAUCGUCUCGAUUACGAAAACGAACGGCAAAUUCCGAUACAUUAUGUGAAUAUUGA